AUGGUCUCACUAGAGACGGUCAACACCCCAAUAACACCACCACCUCAGACGACCGGCACGGUUUCUGAGGUACCACCAUCCGGUGGCCCGCCACCUUCUCUUGCAACAGUUGCGCCUUCCGUUACAACCCACAUACCAAUACCCACACUGAAUAGUGUAACCCCGUCGUUGUUCCCCAACGACGGCGGACCCAAUACGCCUAUUUCACCUUCUAUACCACUGUAUUUUCCCAACACCGGCGGAUUAAACAACGUUGGUUACAGUUUCUUACCACCACCCAUACACACCCCAAACGAGCAACGACAAACGACACUCAUAACACCACCGUCAAUCGGGGUUCCCUCGCUAACAACGCCAGUGAUAACGCUGCUAACGGCCCAAACGUCGUUUUCCAAGCGCAAAACCACCCACCGCUAG
Messenger RNA from Lactuca virosa, 417 nucleotides. The record is from the annotation of a GenBank genome assembly. Lineage: Eukaryota; Viridiplantae; Streptophyta; Magnoliopsida; Asterales; Asteraceae.